This is a messenger RNA of Eptesicus fuscus (big brown bat), 1656 nucleotides long. Its product is annotated as pre-mRNA-splicing factor RBM22-like. NCBI's taxonomy places the organism in Eukaryota, Metazoa, Chordata, Mammalia, Chiroptera, Vespertilionidae. The record is from RefSeq and is a predicted model, not a curated record. Gene Ontology annotation, molecular function: pre-mRNA binding; U6 snRNA binding; metal ion binding. Gene Ontology annotation, cellular component: U2-type catalytic step 1 spliceosome; Prp19 complex; U2-type catalytic step 2 spliceosome.
AUGUCAGGGGCCACAGAUUCCAAUAGUGGGCACCAAGGAGAUGGCCACAAGACUAGACAGGUACUGCAGUUCCCAGUGGAUAUCUGCAUGGUCUACCCAGUGACCAGCCACAGGAAUGCCACAUUUAAAAAUCAUAGAGCUGGACUGUGGCGGUCCUAUCUUCCAACUCGGAAGCAGCCGCUGCCUCCGGACGCUCUCAAGAUAGCGACGUCUCUGGGUUCCAACACCUACAACAGGCAGAACGGGGAGGAUGCGGACUUCCCCAUUCUGUGCCAGAUGUGUCUUGGAGAAAACCCAUAUAUCCGAAUGACCAAAGAAAAGUACGGGAAGGAAUGCAAAAUCUGUGCCAGGACAUUCCCAGUGUUUCGCUGGUGCCCCGGAGUCCGCCUGCGUUUCAAGAAGACUGAAGUGUGCCAGACCCGCAGUAAACUGAAGAGUGUCUGUCAGACUUGCCUCUUGGACCUCGAGUAUGGCCUGCCCAUCCAGGUUCGUGAUGCAGGGCUGUCUUCUAAGGAUGACACGCCAAAGUCAGAUGUCAACAAAGAGUACUUCACGCAGAAUAUGGAGAGGGAGAUGUCUAACUCGGAUGGAACGCGGCCAGUUGGCAUGCUGGGGCGAGCCACAGCCACCAGGGACAUGCUGCUCAAACUGGCCCGGACCUCACCCUACGACAGAAGGAAUCGACCCCACAUUUGCUCCUUCUGGGGGAAAGGGGAAUGUAAGAGAGGAGAGGAAUGCCCACACAGACAUGAGAAGCCUGCAGAUCCAGAUGACCCCCUUGCUGAUCAGAGCAUCGAAGACCGACAUUGUGGAAUCAGUGACCCUGCGGCAGACAAGCUUCCAAAGCGGGCUUCAACGAUGCCUCGUUUGGACCCGCCAGAGGACAAGACUCUCGCCACACUGUAUGCUGGUGGUCUGGGCGGUACCGUUACUGAGACAGGCCUCAGAGAUCACUUCUACCAGGUUGGAGAGACUCGGACGAUCACCGUGGUGCAGGGACGGCAGUGUGCUUCCAUCCAGUGUGCCACAAGGCCGGCUGCCGAGGUGGCUGCGGAGAAGUCCUUUAAUAAGCUGAUUGUCAGUGGCCGUCGACUUAACGUGAAAUGGGGAAGGUCCCAAGCAGCCCGAGGCAAAGGAAAAGAGAAAGACGGAGCCACAGACUCCGGCAUUAAGCUGGAGCCCGUUCCAGGCCUGCCAGGAGCUCCUCCUCCCCCUCCUGCAGCAGAGGAAGAAGCCUCUGCCAACUACGUCAGCCUGCCCCGCAGUGGCCCUCCAGCGGUGGUGAACAUCGCCCUGCCGCCACCGCCUGGAAUUGCCCCACCCCCACCCCCACCCCCAGGUUUGGGGCCACAGAUGUUCCACCCAAUGGGACCACCUCCUCCUUUCAUGAGGGCUCCAGGACCAAGCCACUAUCCUUCUCAGGACCCUCAGAGAAUGGGAGCUCAUGCUGGGGAACACAGCAGCCCCUAGCACAUUAUCACCGUUCUGGGGCUCUACAGAAGACAGGGCGCUUAAAAAUCCCAGUAAAUGAACCUUGGAAUAAAUAUGUUUUUCCUUCCUUUGUAGUUUCCAUAGAAGCUGAAUGUGUUCAGAUGUGGGCAGUCAGAACACAAUAGCCAUGCUUUGAUUGAUGGACCUCAAAUAAGCUGCCAUUGA